AUGUCUCGCGCCGGAUUAUGGGCGAAGACCAUAGCCGGUGGUCUUCUCAUGGUCGUCGGUGGCCCCGCUCUUGUAGAGUAUAUCCGACCCUCCGACGAAGAGCUUAGGAAGCGAUACAACCCUGAUCUGCAAAAGCGCGCUGCCGAACAGGGGGACCGCCGGGCACAGGAAUUCGAUGACUACGUCAAUAAGCUGAAGGAUUGGUCCAAAUCCGAUAAGUCCAUCUGGUAUGCCGCUCAGGAAGAAUUAGACCAGAAGCGAGCAGUUCUGGAGGCAAAACGCGCACAGGAGAAGGAACAAACGCGGACACAACGGGAGGAGAUGCGCAAGGAGAUGCUGGGUGAAAAAUGA
Messenger RNA from Penicillium egyptiacum, 351 nucleotides. The record is from the annotation of a GenBank genome assembly. NCBI's taxonomy places the organism in Eukaryota, Fungi, Ascomycota, Eurotiomycetes, Eurotiales, Aspergillaceae.